Molecule: messenger RNA, 815 nt
Organism: Mytilus trossulus (common blue mussel)
Lineage: Eukaryota; Metazoa; Mollusca; Bivalvia; Mytilida; Mytilidae
Exons: 7
Coding region: 3-788 (261 amino acids)
Source: RefSeq, a predicted model, not a curated record
AAAUGUUUAUCUUGUUUCUAAGUUUCUUACUGUCUACAGUAAAUGCUGUUUUUGCUGAUGCCGAUCACUGUCUAUGGCAAGGAAAAAGAAAGGCUCCAGGAGAAAGCUGGGCGUUAGGAUGUAAAGUUCACCGUUGUGGUGAUGAUGGGGAAGUCAAUACGGUAAUCAACGACGGAUGUGAAAACGACAAUGGCCUCUGUCUUGACCUGGAUACCCACUGGAUGAAUAGUAAAGAGUGUGCAUUCUUUGCAUGCACGAUGGAAGAAAGAAGAUACGUUAUCAAACAAAGCAUAGGAUGUAUAGUGGACGGAAAGUGUUAUGAACAGGAUGAUUUAGUAAUGCCUAACGCUUGUUCAGUACUAAAAUGCGGUUUAAAUGGAAUUGUAGAAGUUAAAAAACUUGGUUGUGAUACAAGUGAAGGCUGCAAGAGGAAUAAAGAAAUAUGGGGAAAGGUUGAAGGCGAAUCCUGUGUCACCGAGAAAUGUGUUGGCCGGUUGGUCAAAGGGAAAAGAUUCAUUAGCAAAAUAGAAUCACUAGCUCGAUCAAAACAUUGCAAAGAAAUGAAUGUUGAUGUUUGCCAUCGGCGAGGUACUAACUGGCACGAAUAUGAUUCUACAGAAGAUAAAUGUCAUGGAAUAAAGUGUGGUCGACGUGGGCGAAGACAAAUGAAAAGAAUGAAAGCUUGUGCAUUUGAAGGUCAGUGUGUACCAUUUGGGCAAUCACCAAAAGAUAUGCCAGGUUGUUUGUGUGCAAGAGGUCGUAUGGUGUGUACCAAAGGGCCAAUAUAACCGGAAGUCAGACAACCGACAUUUACA